Misgurnus anguillicaudatus (oriental weatherfish) is the source of this 7530-nucleotide messenger RNA. The record is from RefSeq and is a predicted model, not a curated record. NCBI's taxonomy places the organism in Eukaryota, Metazoa, Chordata, Actinopteri, Cypriniformes, Cobitidae.
UGUACUGUACUCCAGUGGUAAACACAUGCUAAGUGAAAGACAUGCUUUGGCUAACCACUACCAAACAUAACCCUGCUGUAAACAGUUGUACUAGAUGCCAGACUUGUGUGUUUGAGUGCUGUGUCAUGUUUUACUAUUUACAGUAGUCCAAUUUUAAAAGCCUUUAGCUUGCAUGUAAUCAUUUUUGUUUGUUUGCUUGCUUGUUUUAUGCUUUUACAAAACCUUAAACAUCGUCAACAGAUUAGCAGUUUGUAUAUAUAUGCAAAUACUGUACACAUGCACAGUAAAAAAUAUAUAUGUUAAUCCAUACUGUAAAUUACAGGCUAGUUAAAAAAAUGAAAACAAAGUUUAAACUGUUGUUUAAAGGUGCAGUGUGUAAUUUUUAAAAGGAUCUCUUGACAGAAAUGCAAAAUAAUAUACAAAGCUGUAUUAUCAGGGGUGUAUAAAGACCUUUUUAUAAUGAACCGUUAUGUGUUUAUUACCUUAGAAUGAGACGUUUUUAUCUACAUACACAGAGGGUCCCCUUACAUGGAAGUCGCAAUUUUGUGCCACCAUGUUUCUACCGAAGGCCUUAACGGACAAACUUUUUUACUAAGUUGUCUCCGACAUUUACAUUUUUCCGGUGGCGGCUAUCGUAGCUUCUCUAUGCGUUUCAAAAGCGAUUGGUGAGCAGUGGACUGAGCUGUUGGUUGCAAUUCGCAACCUCACCACUAGAUGCCGCUAAAAUUUACACACUGCACCUUUAAAGGGUCCGAUUCAUGUGUUAAAAUUUCCUUUGGUUUGUAAGUGUGUAUUAGUACAUGUUAACGAUAUGCAAAAUGUACAAACCCCAAAGUUAAAAAUGAUGUGAGUUAUUGUCUCCAAAGUAAAACUCUUUUCUUGGACUGCAACAAACACACGGUUUGUAGGCAACAGUUUACUUCCUGGGAUUGAUGAUGUAGACAAGACCGACAUUAUCAUAAUUCCUCCCGCUUCGGAUUUAGCCUGUAAAUUAAAUCCUGUUAGCAUUGCAUUGUAAGCGAAUCUUUCAAACAUGGUAAGGAGCGUCACAUUUCCGACUGACGUGAGAGGUAUUCAGGGCAAUCACAACAUACAAAUUAGCUGGCCAAUCAGGGACACAGCGCUUUUCAAAUUGAUGAGUUUUGUACAAAAUCCGUGCGUUUCAGGAAGAGGGUGAAAUCUGGAGCUACAAAAAUGUACGGUAUGUGGAAAAUAGUGUGUUUUUGAACCAUAAACCACUCGAACACAUUGUAUUAUACCAAAUACACAAAAUAACGUGGUUUUAAGCAAUGAAAUAGGUGCUCUUUAACCAUGCACACAAUUGAUGUUUUCGGGGUCUUUGUGCUCAGAAUACUAUAAACAAAAAACUAAUGUUUUUAACUGUUUUUAAUGCUUGGGUUGAGCCUGCUGACAAUAAUACCCAUUAGAAACACUCUGCAUGAAAUGCUGUUUUUUGGCAUGCGGUUUGGCUUCAUCACAGUUCAACAGAUGGCCGAACAGAACAUCUCUAAACAAACCCAUCCCAUUACAAAUGAAAAAGAUGAUGCACUUGAAUUAAAUCCACCGAAACAUCAUUUGGAACCCAGCAUAGAGGAAUGUGAGCGACCCUUCACUUCACCGCCCCCUACAAGAGAAACUAUGUCCAAUAUUCACCAACAGAGAAAGAAGUGCGAGCUUAAACGACUGCUAAAACACACAUGUCCUGAGCUGAAAAACAUAGACAGCUUGGUAGACGAGGAGAUGGCUGAUAUUCUUAACACUGACCCAGAUAAUGACACUGGAUACCAAUGCGAGGUUCAGUCCAGGCGCUGGUUAUUUGAGAACCAGGCAAUCAACUCGGCUGAUAUCCAUCAGAUCAAGGGGGAUUUUCAGGACGGUGACAUCAAGAGAACAUCUUGGUUGUCUGAAGAACCCAACAAUGAAGAGAACAAAUCGCAAACUAUAUUUCAGACUCAACCUAAUGAAGAGGAAGUGACGUCAGAGCAGAGCAUCAGGGUGGAUGUUAAAGCCACACGCAGAAUGUUUGAAAUUCAAUCGGUGGAUACUUUGAAAGACAGCCAAAGUCUCUGUCCAAAAAGAAAUUUUGUCUCUGAGGAGCAAAAUAGAUCAGACCAGAAACCAAAGAAUGAUUCUGGGACUUCAACAUUUAAUAAUCUCAAUAGUGAUGCGAAUUUCACAGAUACAAGUGAGGUAUUUGUAGGUGUAUCUAAAGUCAAACAAAUCUUUGAAAACAGGUCACAUGAUGAGGAAAACAUUUACACAUCACUUGACAGUUUAAGCAAAGAGGAAGAAAUGCUAAAGGCCAAUGUAAGAAAUAGAGCUCAGAUGUUUGAAUCUACUCCCUUUGAUAAGAUCAAUCAACAAACUAAAGAAGAAUCAGAAACUAUGCUGGAGAACAUUCAAGAUACUCUUAUAUCUUUAUGGAACUUCAAUGUCCUUGAAACCGAUGGAUCCAUCCUUGAAUCUAACGAAACCGGGCAUGUGAAGAAAGCUAGGUAUAAUCUUAUAAAAGACUCAAGACCAGAAGUUCAUGAUGAGGAGAUAGUGACUGGAAGUAUUAAGAACACAAUGCUUCAAAUGCUGCCAGGAACCAACCUAAACCCCAUUGUAACCUACCUAAAAGAAGACAGUCUGGGUAACGUUGAGAUUCAGAAGGUAUAUGUUCCAACUCAUCAACUUCCAUUCACCGUACUUCAAGAUAAAGACUGCAGAAUUGCAAAUGUGGUCGAGGUUACCGAAGAGCUUCUCGGUCAGGAGAAGUCCCUGAGGAAAGGAGUUUUAAUACAAGGUGCAACAGAAACAAGAGAGAUAACAGUGUAUGCUCUCUUCAGCCACAGUGAGGAGAACAUAGGGGUGUUGGAUGUGAGGUCCAUUACUUCAAGUCAAACGAAAAAUCUAGAGCCUGAUAAAGAGAAUCUCAAGAUGUGGGACAAUUCUUCACCAAUAGACCUAGAAGCAAACAAAACUAUUAAUGUGCAGCUAGUCGGGAGCUGCGUUGAGGAGGGAGAUCUUAAUCAUUUAAAACAUUUACAAAAAACACUGCCAGAUGAAGAUAUAAGUGCUUCAUCUGAGGAAAGAGAGAAAACAGUUGAGAUUAUACCAGGUAAUGUUAAAAAUAUCAAAGCCCUUUUUAGUACCAAUCUGGAUAGAAGCUUGAGUCUGGAGUCUGCUGAGAACAAAGUGUUAAGUGUUAUAAAAAACAAAACUAAUAAAACUGAAGAGCCAAUGCAAACAAAAGAUGAACAAUGCUGUGAAACGAAUCUGAAUAAAGAAACAAUCCUGCAAGAUAUUGAAGAUGAUGGAGCUGUGCUUCAAGCAGAGCUGGUUGACGUUGUGGAAGAUGACGAAUUGUUGAAUCUACAAACAGCAAUCAUGAAUCUUCAGCAGGCCACGAUGGAGGCGAAAGCUCUUCAGCAGAGUGUAGAAGCAAAACUUCAAACUUCUUCUCCAACCAACCAAACCCAACAGAUCAGCGACCCUAGUUCAGCGAGCCAUGAGGUAACAGAGGUCAAGAAGGACAGUAAAGUAAUUGAUAAUGAAGAGCCCUCACAAAUCUCCAAAACAGAGCAAGAAGAGGAAAAUGAAGAUGUGAUGAGAGGAAGCAUACAAGCAGCACUUGAAUCUUUAGGAAAGUCCAACGUUAAUGUCACAAAGGGAGAUUUCCGAGCUGCAAUGAUUUAUAGGAAUUCAGGAAAGGCAUAUGCAGGACACAAAAAGGUGAUAGAUGUAGAUCAGCCAAGUGAUAAGACUGUUCUGAAAACUACAACAAAGCUUGCUGCUUCUGGGCCUCAAGUUGAACAGCAAGUUCUUAAAGGAUCGGCUGAGGGAGUUGACACUGCUUCUUGUCAAAGGCCAUCUAAAAACAAACCACUGACAAAACAAAUGCAUGUUUCCACAGAUGCUCCCCAAAAAACAUGCAAAACUUCCAUUGGACCCAAGCCAGCAAUUCCACCUAAACCAGAUCAUUUAAAAAUGAAGCCCAGCCCAAAUGUAAAUGACACUGAUGCAAACCGUAUCAACAACAAAGUCAUUGCUCCCUGUUCAAAACCUAAUGAGGAAAUUAAAGAAGCCUCAUCAGGCCCAGGCCCAAUGUCUUAUAAAGAUGUCCUCUGCAAGAAUUUAGAGGACAGUGGGGAUGCCUGUCAAUCUGAACCAUGUGAUACAACAGUGAACAUCAAAGUUAAUGAUGGUCAAACACAAGAAAAACUCAAUCCCACACAGGUUCUUGAAGAAUCGUCAAAGAGCUCUGAAGAAAGUGAAACAUCAGUAGGACUUCAUGCUACCCUUCAAAACUUUGGAGCAAAGGCAGGUGGAUCAGUAGCACCAGUAAAACCUAAAAGAAUCAAAAUGGCUAAAGAUCAUGUAAAGGACUCCACAGAGAACAUGAACCACUCUGAAGUCCAGCAUGUUGACAUCAUGACACAGUGUAACGGCUCCUCGAGUGAGGACUAUAAAUGUGAUGGUCAACAAAAGAGUGAAGUGAUCAGAAGAGAAAAGAAACCAAGAGGAGAAACUGAAGAUGAAAGAAGGCAGAGGCUCUCGGUGCACAUGGACGAGAUCAUAAAGGGAAACGUUACGGCCGUCAUGGAGAUCUUCGACAACCUGAAGAAACAAGAGGAACUGAAAAACAUACUUUCAAAAGUAGAGGAAAUCGAAGAAGACACCAACGAAGUUAACGUGAGCUCUCUUAAAAACAUUUUCGAGAGCGUGCCGGAUUGGGUUGUGCCACAGGAGGAGAAAACUAACCCUGAAAUUGUCAUGCAGGAGCAUAGAAGAGCUGCAUCAGGUACUCCAGUUGAACCUGAGAUGAUGUCCUCCAUGCAAGUGGCCUUUGGGGACCUAGAAAAAGCUGGGGCUGAGAUUAUCAAUUUGAAAGAGCAAACACUUGCGAGACUUAUGGAUAUAGAAGAAGCUAUUAAAAAGGCCCUUUACUCAGUAUCAUCUCUGAGAUCUGAUUCUGACAUCGUAGGGCUUUCUGGUCUCUUCAGGGAGUCGAUGGUGGAGGUGCAAGGCUCCCCCACUUCAGGUAACAUAAGAAAAAUCAGUAUUGGGUCAAGCAAAUCAGCAAAGGCCCAAAACCAGAAUGGACAGCCAACAAGACCAGCGACAUUUAAUUCAAGGCCAGAUCUUUUUAUUCCCACAACCAAACAGAGAUCAACAUCCCCAGCAUCUCCUUCAUUCAUUUCCAUUCAAUCUGCAGCAAGAAAACCCGCAGAGGUGCCGUUGCCUUCAACAUCUCAGAUAAAUCCCCAAAAAGCAGAAACAAAGGAAGAGGCCAAGCACCAGUGUUGCUGUAAUGCAUCUUCAGAUCGCAGGCAAUGUACCGUCACGAAAGAGAUCUCCUUUAGCCCUGCGAAUCAGAGACGGCAAGUCAGCGUGUUAGAAGUGAAAACAGCGCCCGAAAAAGAGAGAGUCUUUGAUACGAGAACUAUCAGUGAGAAUUACGAGAGGACGGACUGCUUUGGUAACAAGUUCUACUCUUCUAAAACAUCCACGGUUGUCACAACUCAACCCGAAACCAGGAAAACUUCAAAGAAGUUUAUCACAACAAGUCCCACAACAUCUGAAAUAGUCACAUACCCAACAAUCAACACACCUUUAAUCAGAGACGACCAGCCUUCGCUAUAAAUCCUAAUGCAUGUACAGUACACUCAUUGAAAUGUUUGCCCUUUUUUGCUUGAGGUUUUAUUUUUUGUAUGUUAAUUCAUUUAUGAUGAUUUUUGUGAUUGAAUGUUUUUUAAAAUGAUGACUUCUUUAAAGUGAUAGUUUACCUAAAAAUAAAAAUUAGCUGUUUAUUUACUCACCCUCAGGCCAUCCAAUAUGUUGGCGAAAUUUUUUCUUCAGUAAAACAAUAAAGAAGAUAUUUUACAGAAAUCCCAGUGCCUGUGAUUCAUAUAAUGCAAGUCAAUGGUUUCUGCCACUUUGAGAGUUCAAAAAGUAUAUAUAUUCAAUACAAAUGUAAUCCUCAUGACUCCUGGUGACAUAUAGGUCACAUAUUGAUGUCUUGUGAAGCCAAUCGAUCGUUUUAUGCAAGAGAUUAAACGUUAUUUACAACAUUAUUAUCGAAUGCAGAGCCUCUGCCAAACAUGAAACGCAAUCAUAUUAUUGUGUUUGGUUGGCCAACCAGCCUCUCACUGCCACCUAUAGACUGGGAGGGUAAAGCACGCUUCUAGAUAUACAUACACAGUAAGGAUAUACAGGAAGUGUUAAUCAUCAAAGAAAUCCUUUCUAUGAUUUAUAUAAUUUUAUUACACGGCUCGUUGGAAUGCUUGAUUCUGAUUGGCCAGUCGCGACAUUUGCAAGUUUGUUAUUCCCAGAUAACAACCGCUCACAAAUAAAAACACACUGUAACCUGGAUGCUGCAAAUCAUUUUGACAAGUACAGUUUAAUAUUACACAAAAAAUAUAAUAUUACAUAUAAAAAAUAAAAAACAUAUAUUACAUUAUAUUUACAAAUUUUUUAACUAUUUUACGUAAUCUCUGUGUAAAAAGGGCUUAACUUGUAUGGCUGACACUUACAACACCAACGUCAUGGGUUCAAAUCCAAGGGAACACACACAACUGAUAAAUAAAAACUUUGGUUUCACUUGCCGAUGGAAUGGGAAAGUGAAGCAAACUUUGUGUUUUACUAAAGAAAUGUAAACAGCUUGUGAGGGUGUUUUCACAUCUGUAGUUUGGUUCAUUUGGUCCGGACCAAAAGAAAAAAAUGAUACAUUGUAACUUUUUUAGCAGUUUUGGUUCCUUUUCACACCACACUGAUUGCUCUGUCCGCACCAGUUGAAACGAACCAAAAUUCUGUCAUGUGAAAAGAUCCACAUCACUCAUUGGCCACAUGUAUUUGAACGUAUUUCCUAAACUGCUUCUCGAUUGGUCAGAAUCAACAUGCGCGAAAUUCAAACGGAACCCCGGAAGUAAACAAAAAGAAGGAUAAUAGAGCAGACACCAUGGACAGACGGCUGCGCGCUGUAAUUAUGUCCGUGGUUGUUAUACAUAGUUUGUAUACAGCAUUUUAGACAAACCGUUCAUUUUCAGAAUGAAUCGCGGAUGCAGCUUGAAAACAACGUUUUAAUGCACUUUAAACAGCGAAGACACCAAAUUUCUGAGGCUCCGCCUGCACCUCCAGGUAUGUCCGUGAUCAGCCAUUGUGCUAACAUUGCUAAUAGAAACUGUCAACAAACACUUCCUCAUCCGAUAAUGCACUGCGCAGCUGACUACGGUAGCUGGUUUAGUUCAAAAUGCGCAGUACUUUCGCAGUUAGGUCGGUUAGAUCUCGGAUCAUGUUCUUACCACAAACGAACCGCUCUAGAGUUCGUUUGAAAGCGUAUCGAGACCACCUCUACAAGGUGGUCUCGGUCUGCUUUGGGUGUGCACCAGAGUUCGAUUGCUGCAUUCUCACCUGCCCAAACGAACCGCACCAACUGAGCAAUCGAACUCUGGUACGAUUCAACCGAACUAAACAAGGCAGGUGUGAAAGCACCCUAACAGUGUCUUCCUAAAACCAAUGCUACAGCAUAUUAAAAACAAGACAGCU